AUGGUCAACAUACCUAAAACCCGAAGGGCUUUCUGUAAGAAAUGUGGCAAGCAUCAGCCUCACAGAGCGACCCAGUAUAAGAAGGGCAAGGAUUCCCUGUAUGCCCAAGGAAAGCGUCGCUACAACCGGAAGCAGAGCAGCUACGGUGGGCAGAUAGCGCCAGUCUUUCAAAAGAAGGCCAAAACCACAGAGCAGAUUGUGCUCUGGCUUGAGUGUGUUGAGCCCAACUGCAGAUCCAAGAGGAUGCUGGCCAUUAAGAGAUGCAAGCAUUUUAAACUGGGAGGUGACAAGAAGAGAAAGGGACAAGUGAUCCAGUUCUGA
Mus pahari (shrew mouse) is the source of this 321-nucleotide messenger RNA. Its product is annotated as 60S ribosomal protein L36a-like. The record is from RefSeq and is a predicted model, not a curated record. Gene Ontology annotation, cellular component: cytosolic large ribosomal subunit; ribosome. Gene Ontology annotation, molecular function: structural constituent of ribosome. The coding region runs from base 1 to 321 and encodes 106 amino acids. Lineage: Eukaryota; Metazoa; Chordata; Mammalia; Rodentia; Muridae. The transcript has a single exon. Gene Ontology annotation, biological process: translation.